Molecule: messenger RNA, 1593 nt
Organism: Conger conger (European conger)
Lineage: Eukaryota; Metazoa; Chordata; Actinopteri; Anguilliformes; Congridae
Product: sprouty-related, EVH1 domain-containing protein 3-like
Exons: 6
Coding region: 82-1593 (503 amino acids)
Biological process (GO): multicellular organism development; negative regulation of MAPK cascade
Cellular component (GO): membrane
Molecular function (GO): protein kinase binding
Source: RefSeq, a predicted model, not a curated record
GCCUGUGCGUUGACAGAGGAGGGAACUAUAACCAGAGGAUACCGGGGGCAGCGAGCUCGAAGCGUUGGGCGACACCAAGCCAUGGAGCGCGAUGUAGUGCGCGUUCGCGCGGUGGUGAUGACGCGCGAUGACAGCGGGUGGUUGCCCCUGGGAGGCGGCGGCCUCAGUCACGUGGCGAUAUGUAAGGGGCGGAGUCCGGAAGACAGGGGGCGGAGAGACUACUGCAUUCGUGGGGAGAGGCUACGGGACCGAGCGCCGGUGCUGGAGUGCUUGGUGCAGAGAGGGCUGGUCUAUAACAAGGUCAACCCCAUCUUCCAUCACUGGCGCGUGGAGGACCAAAAAUUUGGUCUGACUUUUCAGAGCCCGGCUGACGCCAUCUCCUUCGAGCAAGGGCUCCGCGGCGUCAUCGACCGGCUGGAGAGAGAAUCAGACUCUCCAUCUUCCUCCACCCCAGAAGAGGGAGACACUGAAGAUGACGGCCAAGCUUCUCACACGGGCAGCGAGUCGUCCUCCAACAGCAGGAAGGAGAUGCUGCCCAAGCCCAUCACCAUAGUGACCAGCGAGUCCUCGUCCCCGUGCUUCACGCUGCCUUCCGCUGCAGAGGAUUAUGGGUACGGAACCCAGCACGCGGUCACCACACAGACUCCUGCACAGAUCCACAUCCGCCCGGUGCAGCUGCAGCCCUCCCAGACCUCGCCCUCGGUCAGCACCUCGUCAGCGCCCCCCCUGACCCCCCCCACGCCCGCUGCGGCCGCCCCCUCACCCCUCUCCCCUCUCUCGCCCACCCUCUCUCUCCUGGAGCAAGGCGACAUCAAGGACCUGUGGGGGGCGCGCGGGUACGAGGAUUACCGGCGGGCGGAGCUGGCGCGUGGGGCGGGGGUGGGGGUGUCGGCGCAGGACAAGACCGAGCUAUGCGUGGUGCGUUUCGGCAAGGAGCAGGCCAGCCCCGGGGAGGGCACGGUCACCCUGGACACCAAGUCCUCCCAGAGGCUCUCCUCGUCCUCCUCCCCCACGCCCAACGCCGUCACCAGCCCCCCGGCCUCCGACUCCAGCAAGGGCUCUCCCACCUGCUGCCUGCGCGCCUCCCUGGGACCCCGCUCACGGACCCGGCGGAGAGGGGCAGGGGGCGGGCGUGACUGCGGGCUGACCCUGGGCCUCUCGGCCUCGCCCUCCACCACCAGCGGAGGGGUGUGCCCCCCGGACGAGGGCCCCUGCGCCGGGCCCCCGUCGCCCCGCUCCUCGCGCUGCGUCUACUGCCGCUCCAUCUUCAGCGCGGCCGAGAACGGGCGGGGCCGCUGCCGCGACGCCCCGGACCCCGCGCUUCGCUGCUUGCGGCGCUGGACCUGCGUGUGGUGCGCCGAGAGCCUGCUGUACCACUGCGCCUCGGACCCCGAGGGCGAGUUCUGGGAGCCCUGCUCCUGCGAGGACCCCCAGGGCGGGCACCUCGGGCCCCUCUGCUGCGCCCGCUGGGCCGCCCUGCUCGCCCUGUCGCUGUUCGUGCCCUGCAUGUGCUGCUACCUGCCCCUCUGCGCCUGCCUGCACUGCGGGGAGAGGUGUGGCUGCUGCGGGGGCAGGCACAAGGCCGCCCGGUGA